This is a messenger RNA of Vespa mandarinia (Asian giant hornet), 2656 nucleotides long. Its product is annotated as dual specificity protein phosphatase CDC14AB. Gene Ontology annotation, biological process: protein dephosphorylation. The record is from RefSeq and is a predicted model, not a curated record. Lineage: Eukaryota; Metazoa; Arthropoda; Insecta; Hymenoptera; Vespidae.
AUAAAUUUCAAGUUUUAAGAUGAUAUAUGUAUACCGAUGGUAGUAUAAGUUGUAAAAAAAAUCUGUGGAACAUUGAAAAACUUGAAGAACGUUUAAUAUCUACCGAUCGAAAAUGAUGUUCUCUUUCUUUUCAUUUGGCACAUAAAAUCAUAAUCGACGUUAAUGUUUCACAUUUUUAUUAGAUAAUAAAAUGGAAAUUUUAUAUAUAAAUCAUGUGGUCGACUAAUUCCAAAGGACGAUAUGGAUUGUUACACCUGGAUUUAAACAAUAACAAUGAAUCGUUGAGUAUAAUAAAUUAAGAAAAAGUUCGUCGUUAUUUAUUUCGGUGAAUAAAUUGCCAAGUAAAAGAGGGGAAAAUAAAAGAUUUGCGUCAAAUAAAAUAAGCAUGAUUCAAAGUGUACGCCAUCGCUUCCGAUAAUUACGAUCCAGUUACUACUGGAGUCAAUAUUGCUACAAAUCUGACACAAUCAGGAUGAAAUGGACGCUACAAGUACCAUUUAUGAUCAUCCGGAUGUUUGUAACAUCGCAGAAUAUAUAAAAAACAAACUUUACUUUGCAACUUUGAAAAAUGAACGAUUGGAACCAAGAAAAACAGAGAAUAUAAACUUUUUUAGUAUCGACAACGAGCUCGUUUAUAAUAAUUUUUACAACGACUUUGGGCCUCUGAAUCUCGCGUGUUUGUACAGAUACUGCUAUAAAGUUAACAAAAAAUUAAAUAAUCCAAUAAAUAAGCAUAAACAAAUCGUGCAUUAUACUUCAAAAAGUGAACGGAAAAGGGCAAAUGCCGCUUAUUUGAUUGCCUCCUAUGCCAUUUUGUAUUUAAAUAAAACUCCUAAAGAAGCUUACAAACCUCUCGUCUUGAAAAACGAAUUAGUAUCAUUCAGACUUUUUCAAGAUGCAUCUUUGGGACCGUCAAUUUAUAACAUUCAUUUACUUGAUUGUUUAAAUGCUAUUUACAAAGCCGCAUUGUUUGGCCUAUUUAAUUUUGAUGACUUUGAUUUAAUCGAAUACGAAAAAUAUGAACAAUUUCAAAAUGGUGAUUUAAAUUGGAUGAUACCACAAAAAUUAUUGGCCUUUGUUACCCCAAGUACAGAAAAUAAAACGAUAUAUCAUCCACCACAAUAUUACAUAAAUUACUUUCUAAACAAUGGCGUUGUUGCUGUUGUAAGAUUGAAUACAAAAACUUAUGAUUCUAACAGUUUUACAAAAGCAGGAAUAUCGCAUUACGAUAUGUUUAUGCCAGAUGGUACGGUACCACCAAAAAGAAUUCUCUGUAAAUUUCUUCGACUGGUGGAAACUACAAAUGGUGCCAUUGCUGUCCACUGUAAAGCAGGAUUGGGCAGGACAGGUUCUCUGAUAGCAGCGUAUUUAAUAAAGCAUUAUAAUAUGACAGCCAAAGAAGCUAUAGCUUGGACACGAAUUUGUCGAUCUGGCUCAGUUAUUGGACAUCAACAAGCUUGGCUAGAAAACAUACAAUAUAGUCUUAUGAAUGCGGGCCAACAAUAUAGACUUAAGUAUCGUGGGGAGAGCGACAUGGUAUUACAUCACAGACGAGGAAUAUAUUCCAUCGUUAAUAAAUUAGAGAAUAAUAAACGUGACCAUCUUCAAAUUGAUUAUCCUAAUUGCGAUCACCGAAAUAAAUAUCCAGGAUCAAGAGAUUACUGUGACUUACCUACGGAUAAAGUAGACAAAUCUAAAUUAUCGCAAAUAUUAGGCAAGUUACGGAAUGGUACGAUGAACACAAAUACAGCAUCUCACGAUCGAAAAAAGAUACUUAAUAAAAAGGAUUUAAUUAAAUGUUGUUGGAAAUUAAAUGAUCUGAACGCUUCUUCGACACAAGGUGACAAAUUAAAUAAAAUUAAAAUAAUUCGAGGAACAAAUUUGCGGAAUAUGAAAUCUGAGGUGGGAAACAAAAACGUUUUUUCUGUUGAAACUGCAACUUCGUAAAAAAAAAAAAAAAAAAAAAGAAAAAAAAGUUAAUAUAUAUUAAGGAAAAUAACGAUAAUAUUGCAUAAAAUAUAUGAUAAUAAAUACCUGUUUUGUUAUUUUGUUACUUUAGCGUGUAAGUAUGCGCUUUUUAUAGGUAUAAAAACAAGCGAUCGUUUGUUUUCUUUUCUUUUUGUUAUAAAAUUGUAUAACAGACAACGAUACUUCCGUAAUGAAACACAGUUUUGUAAUAAUAUAAAACAGAAAAGAAAUGAUUAUAAUUUCCUCUUUUUGUACUUUUUCAUCAGGGUAAUUAUCACUUCAUUAGAUUACAAUAAUUAUCGAAGACCGUUUUAACGUAUAGAAUUUCUUUCUCGUAAGAAGAAACUUAUGCACACUUGAUAUUAUAUUUUCUCACUAUUAAAAAAGAUGUCGUGCACCUGAAUAUGUAGGAAUGUCUUUUUUCAUUUUUUUUCUCUCUUAUCUUUUUUUUUUUCUUUUUUCUUUUUAUUUGCUUUAAGUUCUUUUUGUUUCUUUUUUUUUCGUUUUUUUUUUUUUUUUUUUUUUUUUGAAGAUCAAUAUUAUUUUUCCUUUCUUUUUUCUCUUUGUCCUUUUUUUUUUUCUUCUAAUGUCCACUUUAUAAAUAUCACGAACCUCGAGAAGCUGCUGCAUGCUUUGUGAUGCAAGCGAACAGUAAAAUUGGUCAGAAGCAUUCUUAUGAAGAAAAAAA